Trichoplax adhaerens is the source of this 2070-nucleotide messenger RNA. RefSeq lists its product as uncharacterized. Gene Ontology annotation, molecular function: ATP binding; protein serine/threonine kinase activity. The transcript is spliced from 16 exons. The coding region runs from base 1 to 2070 and encodes 689 amino acids. Gene Ontology annotation, biological process: protein phosphorylation. The record is from RefSeq and is a predicted model, not a curated record. NCBI's taxonomy places the organism in Eukaryota, Metazoa, Placozoa, Uniplacotomia, Trichoplacea, Trichoplacidae.
AUGGAUGAAGUACAGUUUAUUGUGCGCCCACAUUCAUUACGAGUCCAUUCCUAUCGGUCACCAACUUUUUGCGACUUUUGUGGACAGCUCCUUUUUGGUAUAAUUCGUCAGGGCUUAAAGUGUGAAGGUUGUAAUUGUAAUUUUCAUAAGAGAUGUGCUUUUAAGAUACCAAACAAUUGUACGCCACCUUUGGAAAGUCUGGAGAUUAUGGCAAAUGAGAAUAGUACCAUUAGUAUGGUGUCUUCAAAUUCUCCAAUUACUAAACGUAGUGGUCCUAGUGAUAACUGGUGGGGUAGCGGUCGACCAGCAUGGAUUGAUGUCGCUCUUCAUAAACGUGUCCAAGUACCUCAUACGUUUACUCUGCAUACCUUUAAAAAGCCGACCAUUUGCCAACUCUGCUCAAAAUUGCUACUGGGGAUAUGCCGCCAAGGAUAUCGUUGUAAAGAUUGCAAAUUUAGCGUGCAUAAAAGAUGUAUGAAAUAUGCUGCCAAGAACUGUACCAGUGAGGUCUUAUACAUUAAUCAACGUUCGGUCAAUCAGUAUGGUACUAUUCCAGAAAUCAACCAAAUAACGAUUUCGGAUUUACCGGAUAGUAAUCAUUCACUUGAUACACUGGACACAAAUGAUGAAAAAAAUUCAGGUACAGAUGAAACAAAUGGACACUCGGAGUUGACACCAAAUGGAAGUUGUAUCCCAUUACAACGUUUGAUACAAACUCAAAUACCGUUGAAAAAACCAUCUAAAGAAUUAUACUCUAAUUGGAUAAUUCAUUAUACCGACGCAGAUCAAGAGCGUAAAUGCUAUUUUUGGGUUUUGGAUACAAAAAAUUUAUCCAUGUUCCUAACAGAAGAUAGCGAAGAGCCAUGCUGUAUUAUACAAUUAUCAGAAAUUCUGAACCUUGCAACAUCGUAUGGCAGUAAUAAUUCAAUUUCCAACGUCGUUACGCCUUCGUAUUAUUUUCUAUUCGUUACGGCAAAAUUGACGUAUUUUGUUGGAGCUCCUUCCGAUGAAGUAUUAUUCGAAAAUGGUGUGGGAGAGGAGUUGGCAAAAUUCUGGGAGAAGGCAAUUUCAGAGGCGCUACAACCAAAUAGUAUUAUUAGUGAUAGUUCGCUAGGUUUGUACGAUAUAUUUCUAUUUGUAAUGAUACUACUUGUUCUCCAAUAUCAACAAAUUAUUAAGGGAAAAGACAUCACCAGUAAAUAUCAGAUUGAUCAAAAUGAGAUCUUAGGAGCAGGACAAUUUGGAAUAGUCUAUGGAGGUGCUCUUCGUUGCAAUGGACGAGCAAUUGCAAUAAAAGUUGUCGACAAGUCGUUAUUUUCAUCUACACAAGAAAGACGUUUAAAGAAUGAAGUUGACAUUUUACAGAGUGUCUCACAUCCGGGCGUUGUCAUUCUCGAGAAUGUGUAUGAAACACCCGAGAAAGUCUUUGUUGUUAUGGAAAAACUUGAUGGAGAUAUGUUAGAAUUAAUAUUAUCUAGUCCUAGAAGCCGACUUAAUGAGAGAAUGACUAAAUACUUGGUUUUACAGAUUUUGUACGCACUACGUUAUCUUCAUAGUAAGAACGUUGCCCACUGUGAUUUAAAACCAGAAAAUGUGCUUAUUUUAAAGCAUGAAGAAGCUUUACCGCAGAUAAAACUUUGUGAUUUUGGAUUCGCGAAGAUUAUCGGCGAAAGAUCGUUUCGUAAAUCGAUUGUCGGCACUCCAGCAUAUUUAGCUCCUGAAGUCUUCAAAAACAAGCGAUAUAAUCGAUUGCUCGAUUUAUGGUCCGUAGGCGUAAUCAUUUAUGUCAGUCUUAGUGGGACAUUUCCAUUUAAUGAAGAUGAAGAAAUUAAAGAUCAAAUAGAAAGUGCUGCUUUUAUGUAUCCUGAUAAUCCGUGGGCGGAAAUCUCUCAAGAUGCAAUAAAUCUAAUAAACAAUCUAUUGCAAAUCGAAUUAAAGAAGCGAUACUCUGUCGAUAAAGCGAUAUAUCAUAAAUGGCUACAGGUUAGUGAUAGGACAGUAACUGCUUAUUUUUAUUUCUUCUCUACAUGUUAUACUUUAAUAGCAAGGAUAGAUUAUUACGGACUUUAA